AGCGCUCCUCCCCUGUCUCUCCGGCUUUGUACACCGCGCUGAACCCACGCCGCGACUACCUUCUCCGAGACACCGGGGCUGCUAUACAUCCGAAAAUGGCUCUUCACGUUCCCAAAGCUCCGGGCUUUGCCCAAAUGUUGAAGGACGGCGCCAAGCACUUUUCAGGGCUUGAAGAGGCCGUUUAUCGUAACAUCAAAGCCUGUAAGGAGCUUUCUCAGACCACACGCACCGCCUAUGGGCCAAAUGGUAUGAACAAAAUGGUCAUCAACCACUUGGAGAAGCUCUUCGUCACCAAUGACGCCGCAACGAUUCUCAGAGAGCUUGAGGUGCAGCAUCCUGCCGCCAAAAUGAUUGUAAUGGCAUCCCACAUGCAAGAGCAGGAGGUUGGAGAUGGUACAAACUUUGUCCUGGUGUUUGCUGGAGCUCUGUUGGAGCUGGCUGAAGAGCUUCUUCGAAUGGGGCUGUCAGUGUCAGAGGUGAUUGAAGGCUACGAGAAGGCGUGUAAAAAGUCUCUGGACAUCCUGUCGGACUGCGUGUGUUCCUCAGCAGAGAACCUACGUGACAUUAAGGAGGUGACCUCUCUCAUUCGUACUGCCGUCAUGAGCAAACAGUACGGCAACGAAGACUUCCUCGGCCACCUCAUCGCACAGGCCUGUGUGUCCAUCUUCCCAGAGUCUGGAAAUUUCAAUGUUGAUAACGUCAGAGUAUGCAAGAUUUUGGGUAGUGGACUGACGGCGUCCUCCGUGCUCUACGGCAUGGUUUUUAAGAAGGAAGCCGAGGGAGACGUCACAUCAGUAAAAGAUGCCAAGAUCGCCAUCUUCUCCUGUCCCUUUGACUGCAUGAUGACGGAGACCAAGGGCACAGUGCUGAUAAAAACUGCAAAGGAGCUUAUGGACUUCAGUAAGGGAGAGGAGGAUAUGAUGGAGGCUCAGGUGAAGGCCAUCAAGGACUCUGGCGCCACCGUGGUGGUCACUGGGGGGAAAGUGGCCGACAUGGCGCUGCACUACGCCAACAAGUACCAGCUCAUGGUGGUCAGGCUUAACUCCAAGUGGGACCUCAGGAGGUUGUGCAAGACUCUGGGAGCCAUCGCACUGCCCAGGAUGACGGCCCCAACUCCAGACGAGAUGGGUCACUGUGACAAUGUGUACAUCGAGGAGGUGGGCGACACUCAGGUGGUGGUCUUUAAACACGAGAAGGACGACGGUGUCAUCUCAACGGUGCUGAUCAGAGGCUCCACUAACAACCUGAUGGACGACAUCGAGAGGGCCGUCGACGAUGGAGUCAACACCUUCAAGGUUCUGGUCCGGGACAAGCGACUGGUACCUGGAGCCGGAGCCACUGAGAUUGAACUGGCCAAACAGAUCACCCUGUAUGGAGAGUCCUGCCCGGGCCUCGAUCAAUAUGCCAUUAAGAAGUUCGCCGAAGCCUUCGAGGCUCUACCACGAGCCCUGGCUGAGAACUCUGGUGUGAAGGGGAGCGAGCUCAUCUCCAAGAUGUACGCUGCGCAUCACGAGGGAAACAAAAACAUCGGCUUCGACAUUGAGGGAGAAGGCCCCGCUUUGAAGGACAUGCUUGAAGGUGGCAUUCUGGAGCCGUACCUCGUCAAAUACUGGGGCAUCAAAUUGGCGACCAACGCCGCCGUCACAGUGUUGAGAGUCGACCAGAUCAUCAUGGCUAAAGCUGCAGGGGGACCCAAAACUCCCAAGCAGAGCGGCAACUGGGACAAGGACGAGUGGGAUGAGGCGCCUGAUAAUUUUGACACUCAUCAUUAGAGGGCGUGUGCACACGCACUCCCUCCUCCGUCAAUCAUCAUGGCUAAACCAGCAGGGGGACCCAAAACUCCCCAGGAAGGCAAGAAGGACUUUGAUGAGGAGGAUGACUGAAGCCGAGGCCUUCCAGCUGCUGCUGCUGUUGCUUUCACCCCGACCGCUCUCACAUGGAUUGACGAAACCUUUUCUACUUGUUUAUUUAAAGCUCAACAGUUUGGUUUAUUUUGUAGAAAUGACCACACAUUCAUUAAGAAAUGUGAAAGUCAAAUGUUGAUGGCACUGUUUGCUUUAUUUGUUCUUUGUCCCAAAUAAAAGGCACUUGGGAUGACA
This is a messenger RNA of Pseudoliparis swirei, 2099 nucleotides long. RefSeq names its product chaperonin containing TCP1, subunit 8 (theta) (gene cct8). The transcript has 16 exons. The record is from RefSeq and is a predicted model, not a curated record. The coding region runs from base 96 to 1772 and encodes 558 amino acids. Gene Ontology annotation, biological process: protein folding. Gene Ontology annotation, cellular component: chaperonin-containing T-complex. Lineage: Eukaryota; Metazoa; Chordata; Actinopteri; Perciformes; Liparidae. Gene Ontology annotation, molecular function: ATP hydrolysis activity; ATP-dependent protein folding chaperone; ATP binding.